Durusdinium trenchii is the source of this 1716-nucleotide messenger RNA. NCBI's taxonomy places the organism in Eukaryota, Dinophyceae, Suessiales, Symbiodiniaceae. The record is from the annotation of a GenBank genome assembly.
CUGCAGAUUCAGAUCGACGUGGGUGAUUCGGAGAGAAGUCUGGACUCGCAGAAGCAGAAGUUCAUGGAAAAGUUGGACCGCGAAAAGACGGAGUAUGAACGUGAUAUGGCCCGAUAUCAAGAAGACUUGGAGUGGGUCAAGAGCUUGAACGACUACUCGCUGGCCAUGAAGUGUGCACAUCGAAUCUAUUCGCUGCGGGAGAACCUGGACCGUGCCAAAGAGCGGGUCCAGAGCUUCUUGGACCGCGAGAGGCUCUUCGGCAUGGAUGUGUCGGAUUACUCCGUGGUGGAGAACACCAGCGAGGCUUUCGAGCCCUACUACAAGCUUUGGACCAGCGCUAUUGACUUCAAGCACUCCGAGGAAGAAUGGCUGACUGGCAUGGUACAACGAUUGGUGGCAGAAGAAAUUGAGUCUGUGGUCGAAGAUCAGUACAAGGAAAGCUACAAGACGAUCAAACAGUUUGAGGGUAUCGAAAAUCCACUGGCUGUGGCAAAGGAUUUGCGAGAGGAAAUCUCCAACUUCCGUGCCAACAUGCCUGUCAUCCGUGCCCUGUGUCAAGAGGCCUUCGAACCGCGGCACUUCGCGGAUCUCUUCGAGGAGUUGCGCCUGGAUAUGGACAUGGAGGAUGGCAUCACCUUGCAGCAGAUGUUGGAAGUCGGUAUCCUGGAGCAUAUCGACAUCUUAGAGCGGAUCAGCGUCAAGGCGCAGAAGGAGCAUGGCUUGAAGACCGCUUUGGCACUGAUGAAGAAGGAGUGGAGGCCCAUUGAAUUUGGCCUGGUGCCCCACAGAUCGGGAACUCAUAUGGUGAAGGGCAUCGAUGAGAUCCAGGCUGUGCUGGAUGACCACAUCGUCAAGACCAUGGGCAUUCGCGGCUCUCCUUUUGUCGAACCAAUUGAAAAGGAGGUCAAGGACUGGCUGGCCAAGCUCACCCUGAUCCAAGACCUACUGGAACAAUGGAUCGUCAUGCAGCGCUCGUGGCUCUACUUGGAGCCCAUCUUCAGCUCUGAUGACAUCAAGAAGCAGCUGGUGAAAGAGACCAAAGGGUUUGAGCAGGUUGACAUGCUUCGGCGGAGCACAAUGGAGACAGUGGCAGAAAACCCCAACGUCCUGGAUGUCUCAGAGAUUGAGAAUCUGCUGACGAGCUUUGUGGAUACAAACAAAAAGCUGGAUGUCAUCCAGAAAGGUCUAAACCAAUACUUGGAGUCAAAGCGAUUGGACUUCCCACGCUUCUUCUUCCUCUCCAACGAUGAGCUGCUGAUGAUUCUGUCACAAACAAAGGACCCCACAGCGGUGCAGCCACACAUGGGGAAGUGCUUCGAAGGAAUCAGCAGGGUCCGCUUCAACAAGACGAAUGAGAUCAUUGAAGCAAUGGCGUCCGUGGAGGGGGAAGUUGUUGAGUUGGACCUGCCAGUGAAUGUGGUGGAAGGGGAGAAGAAGGGGAACGUUGAAAAGUGGUUGAUGGAAGUUCAGGGCUCGAUGAUCGAUUCAUUGACCAAAGUCACCGCUUCGUCCUUGCUGGCCUAUGCGAAGAACGAGCGCAGCGACCUCGGUGGACCCUCGGCUGUCGAAGGUGUCGGAACAAGAGGCGCAAGAGGUGUCGCAACCCAGACGUGGCCAGAGUCUUCUUGCUGCCGUCGGAAGCUGGCUUGGCUCGAGCCAAGUGGUCCAAACAAGAAGUGUAGAGAGCCCUGGGGCUAUGAAGCUGGCCCGUUGUAG